AUGACAUCGCCGCCGCUGUCCCUGAAGAGGGCCUUGCUUCUCUCGGCCUUCUUCGCGCUCCGCGUCCUGGCGCAGGACGAUGAUGGCAAGAGCCAGACAUCAGUUGCCGCUGCGCCGACGACUAGUCAGAGACAAAACAACCCACCGCAAGCGACUACGAGUGCCAACAAUGAUAACAACAAUAACCCACCCACAACUACGAUUGUUCAGCCUCCUCCCGUGCGGACUACGACAACACCAGCCCCCCCAGCUCAGACAUCGGAGACGAAAGAUGAGCCGGAGACAUCGACCACGUCGGAGAGGUUGAACCUUCCGGCAUUGACUACGAGCACGUCGUCGACCACUUACAGUCGUCUUACUGACAUGCCAACGCUCUCCCGAACGGUCAACACCGAGAUCCCCACGUAUCCCCCUCCCACCAUUCCGCCGACGAAGAAUGCACCUUUCAUGAAUCAUUCAACUCUCCCUGACGGCACCGUUUUCAUCGCAGUCGGCGCAAUCCUGGGCGGUUUUGGUCUAGCCGUGCUGGCAUGGCGUGCUAUGGUCGCCUUCAUGCUCCGGCGCUCUAUCAAGGAGGCUGCCCGCGCGCAGUAUGCCGCCAACAACGGUCACGGCAAGGGCAUGGACAAGAACGCCGCCUCCUUCCCUGCUCCCCCGGCCCAAUUUUACAAGUACCUUGAGCGCGAAUCCUCCCACUCUCUCGCCGGCGGCCCCGGCGCUGGCAGCUCGAGCAACGGCGCAGGAAUCGGUGUCCGCCGUACCAAUCGCGGAGCUACCCCCUCCGCGACCCCAAGCCAGACAAACCUCUUUUUCUCCCCGACCGCAGCCGGCUCCUCCGCCGCGGGCGUCACUGCCAAUCGCGACUCUCGCUUCCUGCCGUCUGGUUUCUACGCCUCUCCUGCGUCGCCCAUCGCCAACCAAUUCGGCAGCGCCGGUGGCGGCGGUGGCGGCCACCAUAGCGGCAACUCGAUCAGUAUGUCCACUUUGCGUCCAUCGUCCCGUGGUCGCGCGGGUGUCUCAGCUGUCUCGCCCCCCGACUCGCCCGACGUCGGCCCGCGCGUCGUCUCUCGCAACUAUAGCACCAGCUCGCUCAACCUCAAUCGGCCCCCUAGUCCGGGAGGGCGGGCGCCCAGCGCGUAUUUGGAUGAUUUGUUGGACGAGCAGCCGGGCAUGUUCCCGCCUGCGGGGGGCGUUGCCGGUCCGUCAUCGGCAGGGCAGAGGCCCGGGGGUGGGAGUCAGAGGAGUAGGUAUUGA
This is a messenger RNA of Thermochaetoides thermophila DSM 1495, 1254 nucleotides long. RefSeq lists its product as uncharacterized. Gene Ontology annotation, cellular component: fungal-type vacuole. The transcript has a single exon. The coding region runs from base 1 to 1254 and encodes 417 amino acids. NCBI's taxonomy places the organism in Eukaryota, Fungi, Ascomycota, Sordariomycetes, Sordariales, Chaetomiaceae. The record is from RefSeq and is a predicted model, not a curated record.